ACAAUGGUGCCCACUUCUAUGGAAUCACCCACAAGCUUAGAGCGCAAAACAGUCCCAACAGUAUUAUCUAAUGUAUAAUACACAAGAGCAUAGGGUUCUUGUUUCGGAGGCUUGGUCUUCGUCUUGCUUCCAGUAGCAGCCUUCCUUUUGGCCAUAUUUUCUUGAAUUAAUGAAACUUGAUGUAAACACGAGCCACUGGACAAACCGUUUGGAGGGUUUUGAUUUGAAUGAGUGGGCUCGCGGAAACUGUUAAUACUACCAACAGUAUGCACCCAAACUAUGUUUCACGUUGGACAACAUUUAUUUAAUCUGACUAUAUAAACAAAACUAUUAUUUUAAAAAUUAUAAAAAAAACUAGCACACCGUUUGAUUCUUUGUUUUUAACGUGCAAUGUUUCAGAACGUGAGUUCAGGUAGAUCGGGGAAUGCUGCAAUGAUAAUGUUGCCAGUUUGAAUAAGCACAGGCAAAUAUGUGAAAUCCCGUGGAACGAACAAAAUAUGACAAAUCGGGUCAAUUAUUUUUUCAUGGCGCGAAAACACCUGAAGAAAUACCUGCAUUCUGCAUUUACAUGUUUGCCGACCGGGUUGUAACCAGCACGGGACUACUAUUCUACGUGCGAUGUGGCGAUGAUUGCGAAAAGCAUGAUGUUGAAACGUAGUUUUAGAACGACAGCUAGUGAAAUUCUUUUGUCUGUAUUUUGAGGCUAUGUAGAUACAAAGAAUUGAGAGAAUGUCUUCCAAUCCGAGGAAACGACUGAGGACUGAUGAACCAACUCCUGAUUUGAAUUUAGCUGCAUCUGAAAGCUCACAUUCCCCUCAGUUGCCUGUUGCAUCUACAUCUGCACAGCCAGAGUCACUGGUUGAGCCAGCAAUACAGGCUCCACCCCUUUCUGUACCGCAAGUACAUCCUGGACCUGCACCACAUCCAGGACCACAACCUCUCCUUGGACGUUUUGAACCAUCUUGCCAACCAGCGCUUGAGAAAGAUUUAAGAAAACGGCUCAGGCUCGAUCAACCAACUACUGAUGUAAGUUCGACUUCAUUUCAAAGCCCAUCUUCCACUCAGUCUCAAUCUGGACAGCCCAAGUUAAUGGACAGGUCAGAUGUAUCACAAGAAUCAAUUUGUCGGGAAGUAAUUGUUGAACCACUGCCUUAUGCUGGACCACAACAGUAUUAUUCUGAACAUCAUAAACCAGCUACUGUGGCAAAUAUGUCUCCCAGUCAGACAAAACAGCUUAGGGCUAAUCAACCAAUACAUAAUGAAAAUUUUGCUGCAUUUGAAAGCCCACCUCUUCCUCUGAUACCGCAAGCCUCAGUUACUCAAGAAAUCGUACAGUUAGAACCGUGCCCCAGAGUGCAGCAACAUCCUGGACUUCAGCAACAUACUGGACCACAGUCACAUCCUGGGCCACAGCGCCAUCCAGUACCAGGACUUAAUCCUGAACAUCCUGAAAUCCAAUUGGAACCAAAUCUUCCUGCGUUCAUUCAGUCUGAUAUUUUGAACAUAUUCAGUCCAGAAGCCGCAGAUGAUGGUGAACUUUUUGAGGAAGACAGUGGUGCUACCGGGGAAAGUGCUGAUGGUGGAAGUGCUCAGUGUAAUCAUCCUCUUUAUCCGGGUGCUCCAAUUUCAUUGCACCAGUCUUUUGUAGCUAUUUUAACCCUAGUUCUCACCUUUAAACUUAGUGGUGUAUGUAUAAAAUCCAUAUUGGAUCUGAUUGCCUUUCAUCUCCCUAAAAACAAUAUUUUUAGGACAUCCCUCCAAGCUUUCAAGGACUAUUUUUUGUACAUGCAGGGUCCAAAAACAUUUGAAUACUAUUGCUCAAAGUGCUUCAAAAGCUUACAACCAAAUACAAAAUGUAAUAUUUGUCCUGAUGGUAAAGUUUGCUUUCUUGUGAAACUAUCUAUUGUGCAACAACUGGAAACACUAAUGCAAAGGAAAGGGUUCUAUUCUAAACUUCGGUUCUCCUCUGACACCAGCUCUGAAGAUAUAUCGGAUGUGUACAGUGGACAACAGUAUGCAAACAUGGUAUCUAUUGGUUGUCUUGGUAAAGAGGGUCAACUUUCUGGCAAAUGGUAUACUGAUGGAGCUUCCUUGUAUAAGAGUUCUAAUGUAAGUGCAUGGCCACAAUAUAUUUCAAUCAAUGAAUUGCCCUUAAGUGAGCGUUUUAAACCAAAAAAUGUUCUUGUUACUGCAAUCUGGGUUGGCCCUGUAAAGCCCCCAUGUAAUCUUCUAUUCUCUGCUGCUUAUCCGGAGUUGUCAAAACUUAGUAGUGGCAUCAAGUUUGCUGUCAACGGUCAUGGGGAGAAAAAUAUUUCUCUAUGUCUCCUUGAUGGAACAGGCGAUACACCAGCAAGAAGCCUCGCAAUGAAUCUUGUGCAGUUUAACGGUGAAUAUUCUUGUCAGUGUUGUCUUCAAAAGGGCGAGGCAAGACAUAAUUGCCCUGGAGUAAGAAUCUUUCCGUAUGCAAAAGAAGAAAUGGUUGCACGCACUCUUCAAGGAAUGAAGGAACAUGCCAAAGACGCAACACCUGAUAACCCUGUCAUGGGAGUGAAGGGCCCCUCGGUUCUGUCCAAGCUAACUCCAGACUUUGUCAGUGGAACCUGCGUGGAUGCGAUGCAUUUGGUUUAUCAUGGUGUAGGAAAGAAAGUUCUAAAACUUCUUACCAGCUCUGAAAAGAAAGACAAAGGAAAGUGGAGUAUUCACCAACAUGCUGACACUAUAAAUAAUUUGCUACUUAACAUCAAGCCUCCAUGUCACUGUGAUAGAACUCCAAGAUCUCUGUCAGAUCUAGGAUACUGGAAGAUAAAAGAAAGCAAAGCUUGGUUUGAAGAUUAUUCACUGGCAAUUCUCCAUGGCCUUCUGCCUUCGCGCUAUUUAGUGCAUCAUGCUACCAUUGUUGCUGCUAUACAACUUCUCAAUGCAGAUGUCGUCACCACCAAGAAGUCAAUACCUACUGCCAAAAAACUACUUCAUGCAUAUGUUGCUCAAUUUGCUGAUUUUUAUGAUGUUAAAUACCUAACAAUUAAUUUUCAUCUGUUGCUCCAUCUAUGGGCAGUAGUCUUAGCAAAUGGACCAUUGUGGUGUUACUCGUGUUUUCCCUUAGAAAGUAUUAAUGGGCUUAUCCUGUGUCUUGUUCAUGGAACGCGUUGGGCAGAGCGGCAAAUUGCAACCUCAUUGCAAACUUGUUUAGGUCUUCCAGAUCUGGUAGACACUUUGCCAGAGUCACCAUGUAAAGACUUCUGCAAAAACCUUAUAAAGAGACAAAAAUUUGUCCGAAGUCAAGAAGUUGAAAGAAUGAUUGUCAUCGAUACUCCAGUGCCACUGCAAACAACGGAAAUGAGUGAUUUGUUAAGAGGCUUGAAGUACACCCGAAUCUCUCAGUUUUCUUACUUGAAGAAAGGGAAGUACACAUUCGCUUCUGCUUCAAGUCAGCUUUCAAAGAAGAGAGACUCUAGUGCUGCAGUUUAUCAGUGUGAGAAUGGUGCAGAAGAUGUAGGCAUCAUACAAACCUUUUUACAAUUGCAUGAGUGUACUUGUGAAACCAAAUGUGAAUGUCCUUGUGAGUUGUAUGUGGUAUUAGAAAAGGUGCAAGUAACUUAUCGUUUUCCUACCCUUGUCCCCGACGUUGUGGUGCCAAACAACUUUCAAUACAUAGGUUCAAAUUGUAACAUAGUUCUAAAUGCAAGGGCACUGAAAAGUGUGUGUGUGAAAAUACCUGCUGGCAACAAAAUGUACAUGUCCAAACCAGCCAACACGCAUGAGUAUGAGUAA
Molecule: messenger RNA, 3771 nt
Organism: Thrips palmi
Lineage: Eukaryota; Metazoa; Arthropoda; Insecta; Thysanoptera; Thripidae
Exons: 5
Coding region: 730-3771 (1013 amino acids)
Source: RefSeq, a predicted model, not a curated record